AUGACUGAGCAAGUAAAUAUCGGUAUCAACGGUUUUGGCCGCAUUGGUCGCCUUGUGGCCCGCGCUGCCAUCGAAAAUCCCAAGACGAAGGUAGUGGCCAUUAAUGAUCCGUUCAUGGACCUAAAUUACAUGGCGUAUCUAUUCAAGUACGACUCAACCCACGGCAAAUUUGACGGCACAGUGGACGUGGAGGACGGCAACCUUGUCGUCAAUGGUGAGGUCAUUCACGUUUUCAAUGCACGCAAUCCGUCGGAAAUUCCAUGGGGCAAAGCUGGUGCCACGUACGUGUGCGAGUCAACGGGUGUGUUUACAACGACGGAGAAGGCUCAGUCCCAUAUUGAUGGAGGAUGCAAGAAGGUGGUAAUCUCUGCACCGCCUAAGGACGGCACUCCUAUGUACGUUAUGGGUGUGAACCACAAGGACUACGACGGUUCGGCACAUGUUGUGUCAAACGCGUCAUGCACGACGAACUGCCUGGCACCACUGGCUAAAGUGAUUAAUGACAACUUUGGCAUUGUGGAGGGUCUGAUGACAACAGUGCAUUCGACAACAUCGACGCAAUUGCCUGUGGACGGCCCUGCAAAGGGUGGCAAAGACUGGCGAGGCGGACGUGGCUGUGGCCAGAACAUUAUUCCAUCAUCAACAGGCGCAGCCAUGGCGGUCGGCAAAGUGCUGCCAGCACUAAACGGUAAGCUGACGGGUAUGGCGUUCCGUGUGCCGACACCGGAUGUAUCUGUGGUGGAUUUGACGUGUCGCUUAGAGAAGGCCGCGUCGAUGGAUGCGAUCAAGGCUGCUGUAAAGGCCGCGUCGGAGGGUGAGCUUGCUGGCAUCCUUGGUUACACAGAAGACCAAGUGGUGUCCAACGAUUUUGUGCAUGACAAGCACUCGAGCACGUUUGAUGCGGACGCGUGCAUUGCGUUGAAUGACAAGUUUGUGAAGCUUGUGGCGUGGUACGACAACGAGUGGGGCUAUUCUAACCGUCUGGUGGAUUUGAUGCUGCACAUGGCCACCGUCGACAAGUAA
Messenger RNA from Peronospora belbahrii, 1023 nucleotides. Lineage: Eukaryota; Oomycota; Peronosporomycetes; Peronosporales; Peronosporaceae. The record is from the annotation of a GenBank genome assembly.